Molecule: messenger RNA, 3139 nt
Organism: Bombus pascuorum
Lineage: Eukaryota; Metazoa; Arthropoda; Insecta; Hymenoptera; Apidae
Gene: byn
Product: T-box transcription factor T
Exons: 6
Coding region: 898-2721 (607 amino acids)
Biological process (GO): positive regulation of DNA-templated transcription; mesoderm formation; regulation of transcription by RNA polymerase II
Cellular component (GO): nucleus
Molecular function (GO): DNA-binding transcription factor activity, RNA polymerase II-specific; RNA polymerase II cis-regulatory region sequence-specific DNA binding
Source: RefSeq, a predicted model, not a curated record
AGCCUCGUGCUUUCGAGAGGAUCGACCAACCGUUGUGGAAUCGUAAAAUGGUCCCGUGCAUGGAUUGGCUGAGGAAACGUAGGAAAGGCGGCGACCAAUGUCCUCUAUCUUCGAAAAGAAUCUAACCGCCAGUGAAAUCGCUCUGACGAAGCAUGGAUCCUGGUGGCCAAUCGACGAUUUCGCCUUGGAGGUAUCGAAGGUCCGCCAUGUUGCCCCGGAGCUUUCCUAAUUUAGAGUUUAAUUAGCACCCAAGGAACAGGAGAACCGUGCACAGGCAUCGAUUGGACGGUUACCAUCGUGGCAACAGAGAGGAAAAAGACGUCGAACAGAGACGAUGAUAUGUCAGCAGUCAGUGUUCGGCUCGUCUUCGCCGACUAGUGUGAAAUAUCGCGCCCAAGUGUUACGAGCACGGCCACGCGGUCGCGGGACCGAAUAGUCUCGCCGAGAAAUAGAUUUUCCAUCCUUGUUCACAUCCUUCUUCCAACGCUUUGUCUCUUCUUCCGCCCUCGACUUCUAUUCUUCUUCUUCUUUCAUCCUUGACGAUCGUUAAUUCGGAAAAUCGAACUGGAUUAUAUAGUUUCAAGGAAAGAACAGUUUCGCUUGUAUUCUAUUACCACUGAUCUUCCGUUUUCGUCUUUCAUCUUGUGUCUUCGUCAAAUCUGGCAAUAGUGACUUGAUUGCUUUAGAAAAUAGUGUUUGAUAAUAAUAAGCGUUUAAGCUUAUGUAUGUAUAUAUAUAUCGGAUCGAAAAAUAACUGAGAUUGUACGUUUUUUCUGUUGAAAACUGAAUUGUGAAGUAGAAAAGGAAAAAGCUCGAGAGAAGUGUUUUUAGUGAACCUCUCCCGAGUCGCAACUCGGGUCACAGAGGUCGAGGAACGAGCGUCAAAGAAACGGGAAGAUGCAGCCAGCACCGGCUACACCUGGUUCUCCAACACGGUCAUCCUGUUGUGAACGAGAUCGCGAGAGGGAAGUGCAUGAAGAUCGUGGAAGGGAACGGAACAGCGCUGGAAGACAAAGUCGGACAACUGCUGAGGAGGACCACGAAGAGAGAAGCAACGAGAGGACGGUGAUUUCGGGGCAGAACCUUGGUACCAUGACUGUCAGCGGAAAUCAGGGAUUGCCUCUUUCUUUGUCUCUCGAGGACAGAGAUUUGUGGACCAAGUUCCAGUGUUUGACCAAUGAAAUGAUUGUUACGAAAAAUGGAAGACGCAUGUUUCCUGUAGUCAAAGUGGUUGCAAGAGGGUUGGAACCGAAAGCUAUGUACACUCUUCUUCUUGAAUUCGUUCAAGUGGAUCCACACAGAUGGAAAUACGUUAAUGGAGAAUGGGUCCCAGGCGGAAAAGCGGAAGUCGCCCCACCAAAUCCGAUUUACAUCCAUCCUGAGAGUCCAAAUUUUGGAUCUCAUUGGAUGAAAGAAGCGGUAUCAUUCGCUAAAGUGAAGCUGACAAAUAAAUCCAAUGGAAACGGUCAAAUUAUGCUAAACUCCCUACACAAAUAUGAACCUCGAGUUCAUCUAGUUCGUGUAGACGCGGUGGAAGAAAGAACGGUGUUGACUUACCGUUAUCCUGAGACGCAAUUUAUAGCGGUGACAGCUUACCAGAACGAAGAAGUCACAAAUUUGAAGAUUAAAUACAAUCCUUUCGCGAAAGCGUUCCUCGAUGCUAAAGAAAGACCUGCCGAUCCGCAGACCUAUCCGCAAUACACCGGCGCUUGGUUUUUGCCACAACCUACUAUGGGAUACGAAUAUAACACAGCCACGGCCAUUGCGGCCGCACAAAAUCAAGCGUCAGUGACGGUCAAUAACCAUCUCCCUAAUUCUUGUACCGUUUCUACAGCUGCCCAUAGGAAUACCUGCAGAUCGGCGCCUUACACUCUCAGACAUAAAUACAUUCAAGAUGAACAACGCACAGAUCCAUACGGCUCAGUACAACUGUUGCAUUCCACAGCGUACGUAGCAGCACCAGGUUGGUCACCACGCAGUCCAGAAUCCCUGCAGAACCUAAAUCCAGCUUGCCUACCGCCCACGCAGGAAUGGCCCACGUCUCCUUCACCAUCACCAACCUCAUCCUCUCACGCGGUAUUCAGUAGAGGCGUUGUUGGAACUGCGUCUCCAACCACCGCUACAGGAUGUACUCUAUAUGUACCAUCAAACUUAUCUUCUGUCCCUCAAGAGCAUAGUCAUUGCACCGAUACUUCAGCUUGGAUUCAUCCUACAACUUUGUCAGAGCAACAACAGCAGCAACAACAAUCUUACUUGAACUUGAACUUACAUUUACAUCACCAGAUGUCAUCUUAUACGUCAGUUCCUCAUACAGGGUUACAUCAUUCUCUACACCCAAAUGGAACAGAUACUGUUCCUUCUGUCGACGAGUAUGUUCACGAAUAUCAUGCCUCUCCAGUUCAAUCUACGACACCUGACCGUCACUCACAGCAUCACCAUUCUCAAAUGUUACACAUGCAACCAAUUCAACAAACUGGAACAGUGUCACCUGUUAGUGUCGAAUAUGAUACUCCUUCUAAGGAACAUCAUAUAUCUGUUAGUUAUUCUGAACAAAACACGGAUACGUUGAGUGAUGUACAGGCAGAUGAAAACAGGAGAUACUUGACAACGGUGAUUGAUAGACAUCACCGGCAAGAUUCGGAUAUUGCGAAUAACGAACAUCAAGCUGCAGCUUGGACUCCACUGACACCACCGCCUGCACCACAAACUACAGCAAUUUGAUUUCUGUAUGUGAUACAAAUAAUUUUAUUUAAGAUAUGGAGUUGCUACUUGAUAAUUUCUAUACUUGUUUUAAUAGUUAGGUGACUAAGUAUGAACAAGUUGUAUUAAAUCACAGUAUCAUGUUGUAUGCAAUACAAAUGAGAUAUAUAUGAUUGAAAUUAUUGAUAGUUAUAUAGAAAUUAGAUACAAAGAGAAGCAUCGAAAUAAAUAUUGCGAACACACAAAUAAAAAUAUCGGAAUGACGAGACUAAUUAAUCUGAUAGGUUGUUAAAUUAGUUACUUAUGUACUUUAUAAUUAUCUAAUCAAAUUUAAUGUCAAUUUCUGAAAAAUGAAUCCGUCCUAAAAUCGUGUCUUGAUGUUUUUAGAUAAUAUGUAUUAAAGAUAACAUAAUCGUUAUAAUAAAAUACAGUAAACGUA